UUUGCUUUGUUUUACCACAUAGAAAUGUGAGAAUGCAAUAGUAUUUAUUGCCUUGUUACUUUAAUAGUCGAGUAGUGUAUGCUAGCGAUUCGGCUACUGUUUCAAAGGCGACAUUCCGGAAGCUACGCAAGCAGACGGAGAUUUUCAAACUAAAAGAUCACGAUACAGUUUGUAAAACACUCGCAGUCUUAUCAAUCCGUGCAGCGAACUGAGCUAAACCGCGACGUAUAGGCGGCUUCACAGACAACAAAGCAGUGUAGUCCGGGAGUUAGCUGGAAAUUUCAAAGCUCUUGUUAUAGCGGACGUCGUCACAGUAGAAAAGGUGUAGGUUUUAUAUUAGCAUUAGGAAAUGGUCAAGUAGCUACUGUGAGCCAGUGUGACCUGCAGAGAAGCUCAUGCUUGAUAUCAACUUUUUAAAAGGGGAAACAACUUCAUCAGCUUUAUACUUUAUAGCUUCACCAUAGUAGACUGCUUGAACGAGUCUGCAGAUUCAUUUUAACAGAGAGAGCACGACAGCAUGAUGGCAUCCACCUGGAGCCGGUAUCACUUUCUAACUCAAAGGUUUUCCCUCGGUCUGCUGCUGUCUCUAGUUCUGACGUUGACAUGGCCCUUCACUGUCACAGGAAGUGCUAAAUUUCUCCCAGGGGAGGUCGGUGGAAAUGUGACUUUUCAGUGCCCUGUUGAAGAAAAGCACAUUGACUUUCUUUACCUCCAAAGAGGCAGUGACUUUGUUAAUGGCUAUUAUGGAUAUAAAGAACUACGAACAACGUGGAACAACACAAAGCUUGAUCGCAACACUUCAUCUGUGUUCAUGGAUAACCUAAAGGUCUCACACAGUGGGGAAUACACAUGUCACAUUCGGUACAGAAACGAGCAGCCUAUUGACAUCUCAAUAACCCUCAGUGUUACAGCAAAGUACAGCAGACCUGUAUUCAGUCCUCCAGUCUGCGACAAGGAAACCCAGAGUCAAAAUUGCCAGACAACAUGUACAUCAAAUAAUGGAUACCCAAAAUCCCGCAUGAUAAUUCAGGCUAUAGUUACCAGCACUAAUGAUACCAUCAGGCAGACAUGGGAACAUGUGAAGUCGGUCCAAUCCCCAAAUUCAAGUACAUUGCUGUAUAACAUUGCCACCACUGUGAGUUAUAACUGCUCGAACGGGGAGAUAAAGUUCAGCUGCUCCGUGGGUGACGUCACUUCAGAUGAGAUCUCAGUCUGUGCUCAUCAGAUACAAGACAGCACUGAUAUAGUAAUUGUAACAGCCAUUUUUAUACUGGUGGUGGUGGUGGUCAUGAUUGCAGGUGUUUUGUGCUGGAGAAGACAGACAGGAGGCAGUAUGAGGCUAGAGAGAGUAAAUACAAAUGAGGCGUAAGGUGGAAAUAUCACUUUGUGAAAAAAAUGGAGAAAAAGAAGCUGCUUGAGGGGUGAACCAGUGAAGGACAACAUUAAAUCAACGUUCAAGGAUCUAGAGCGACAGAUAUUGUCUCCUCAGUGUCAAUUACACACUGUGAUCAACUGGUUCCAUGCAAAAUAGGAAUAACCUCACCGGUCCUCGCCAAGAGUGAGUGACUAUCACCAGGAACUGCAUGCUAUUAACAUUUCACACUCGACACUUGUGACUUUUAAGCGUUUGAGGAAGUAUCAUAUCUUGGUCUUUUACUGGUGAAGCAAAGUGCGUCACUAAAGUGAGAAUGACUGACUUCACUAUGUAAAAGCAAAAAAACAGAGACUUUAUCAGCGGUGUGCGGUCAGGUUGUUGAAUACUGGAAAACUGUGACAGAAAUACCUCCUGACGCCAUGUGACGAAAGAUGAAAAACAAGAAGUUGGAGGAAUUAUAGAUAUGUAUGUUUGUAUUUGUAUACUAUGUAUAUGUGUACUUUGUUGUUACACCAACCGCUGCGGGAAGAACCUGGCACACUUGCUACAAUGGUCAUUUGUGGACUAUGAGUCAUUUAAAAAAAUACUGUCAUUGCUGCACUUUAAAAUCCCCUUCUGUACAUUCCUUCUGUAGCCAAUUUUUAAUGUUUUUUUCCCUAGAUUUUUAAACAACAGUGUAAAUACUAUAUAUUUUUUUAUUUUAAUAAACAAAAAAGAAAAGUCCACAGUCAUCUUAGUGUUGAUUUUUUUUUGGUUUUGUUUAUUUUUUUAAUAGAAUAGUACUACAUUGGGGUCAGAAAUAAUAACUGACAUAUACUGAAAAAAGUAUGGAUGAAGAAAAGGUGGAAUUCAGAACAUUUUGUGGACAUUAACUUGUCAAUUUUAAGCACAUUUUGUGUAUUGUGCAGUAAGUUCCAGUAUUUCCAGAUUUCCUUGUAAGGUGCAAUGUUGAAUACAAGGGAAAUGUGUUUUUUCUGUAUUUUAUUUAAAUGGCUGUUAAACGUUCCCUAAUUGGGGAUAUUGCGGUCUUCUCCACAAUUCUGAUGUUUUCUCAGGUGACUGUUCUCAGGUUAUCACAUGUAACCUUUUGUAUGCUAUUAAGCAUAAUAUUUAUUUCAGUCUAACUUUUACUUCCUUGAAGAUAUUUAUCGGUAAAAUGUUUGUGAUAUUUACAGUUUUUGGUAAGAGGAGCCAGUCUGUUAUUCCCCAUUCCCUGGAAUUACCAAAAAUUCUCUAAAGGGUGUUUUCAUUUCCUAAAUCUGCAUGAAACACUCUUGUUCGGUGCCUAAUUUAUCUUUUUUUUUUGUUUUUAGAAUUUCAAAUUCUGUCUGUAUCCCUUUUCAACCAAUAAAAGUUGUGUAAUUUAACUGAAGUUGUGGGAAGAGUUAAACUCCCGCUUCACUACACCUUAAAACCUCCAAGCUCAUCUUCAGCUGCAAUGUAGUCAACCUGCCACUAGAUGUAGUACGAGCACCACAAAAUUGACGUAUAUGAUUGCUUUUUCAAAUUUUUGUGUACUAGUGCGUUUGGAAAUGUUACUGAAAUACCUCAUGAUCCCAAGCACACUUGUCUUAAGAUAACCUUGUUUCACAGGCUAACUUCUUUCUGCCUAAGAGGGAAACAAUGUUUAAUGUGUAAUUAUAGCAGUGUCUGCACUUUCCUUCCCAGUGCAAGAAAGGUGUUGUAGGGUAGAUUGGACAUGCCAUGAAUAGUGUAAUUCCCUUACUAUUAAGUCUUUGAGAGAGGAGACACAAGUGAAUAUGGUGUACACAUCACACUGAACUGUCUUUUUGUAUAUACACCAAGUUUGUACCUACAGCACUGUGCAAAAGUUUUAGGCAGGUGUGGGGAAAAAAUGCUGGAAACAAAGAACACUUUCAGAAAUAUAAAUGAUUGUUUACUGGCCCCAAAUGUAUUCUGCAGCAGGACGACAACCCCAAUCAUACAGCCAAAGUCAUUAAGAACUAUCUUCAGCGUAAAGAAGAACAGGAAGUACUGGAAGUGAUCUCAACAUCAUCGAGUGUGUCUGGGAUUACACGAAGAGACAGAAGGAUGUGAGGAAGCCUACAUCCACAGAAGAUCUGUGGUUAGUUCUCCAAGAUGUUUAGAACAACCACCGGCCAAGUUUCUUCAAAAACUGUGUGCAAGUGUACCUAGAAGAAUGGAUGCUGGUCACACCAAAUACUGAUUUGAUUUAGAUUUCUCUUUUGUUCAUUCACUGCAUUGUGUUGAUUGAUGAAAAUAAACAAUUAAUACUGCCAUUUUGAAA
Messenger RNA from Oreochromis aureus, 3644 nucleotides. RefSeq lists its product as uncharacterized. Gene Ontology annotation, cellular component: external side of plasma membrane. Gene Ontology annotation, biological process: T cell costimulation; cellular response to lipopolysaccharide; immune response. The record is from RefSeq and is a predicted model, not a curated record. The transcript is spliced from 10 exons. NCBI's taxonomy places the organism in Eukaryota, Metazoa, Chordata, Actinopteri, Cichliformes, Cichlidae. The coding region runs from base 518 to 1369 and encodes 283 amino acids.